Coprinopsis cinerea okayama7#130 is the source of this 675-nucleotide messenger RNA. RefSeq lists its product as hypothetical. The coding region runs from base 1 to 675 and encodes 224 amino acids. NCBI's taxonomy places the organism in Eukaryota, Fungi, Basidiomycota, Agaricomycetes, Agaricales, Psathyrellaceae. The transcript is spliced from 3 exons. The record is from RefSeq and is a predicted model, not a curated record.
AUGUUCAGAUUCGCUAGUUGGACGCGAUAUCGACUCUUUGCGACCACAAACCGUGGGCUAUACUUCCGGGGAAUUAUCACUGCUAGUGUCAUACCUCGAAGUCCACCUAGCUAUGCUCCCAGAGAAGUUCCUACUCCUCUUGUCUUUGUUUCCGCGAAUUCUCUAGACCCAGACUCGGGUAAAGAGAUGUCAACCCUCUCGACGAUGCUCUCCGAGAAAGGUUUCACUUGUUUCCAAAUCGACCUCAGUGCCAGAGACGCAACAGCCUCGACCAAAGAAAAAUCUCAUGAUGCUCUUAUUCAAGAAUGCUCUGAACUGGUCAGGCUCAAUGCCAUUCCCUUCCCUCCUGUUAUCAUCGCUCGCUCUGCUUCUUGUCUCAUCAGCCAGAAAUACAUUUCUUCGUAUCCUGCCACGGGCCUUGUCCUAAUUUCACCACCCAAGGACGACGACGACUUGGAGAAGACGGGUUUCCCCACCCCGAUGAACGAGUUCAUCUACGAACCCAAGUUCCCAAUCGCAGUGAUGGAUACACCGGAGAGGGUCGCCCAACUCAAGAAAGAUCAUCGGUUAUGCAAGGACCCGCACCCUUUCGUCGACAUCGUAGCAGUGACCGAGUUGGAAGGCCAACCGUUGCUACAGGCAGUUGACCUCUGGUUGGAUGAACUGGGCGUCUAG